AUGGCGGAAUGUGAAAAGAACAGCGAUGUUAGACAGUCAUUGAGUUCAGAUGCAGAACCUCCUAAAUUAUCAGACUUGCUAGAUCGUGGGUGGAAGAUAUUUGAGGAGGUCGACAGUACAAACGAACCACUUGGAUCUACCAGUAUCCAGAUCAGAGUUAAACGCGGGAUGAGUAUGUUGGAAGAAGCGUCUAGAAUGGUGGCUCAGCUCGAUCUGUUCAGCCGCAAUGAGGAGCUCGAGGAGGUAGCCACGGUAGACCUGAAAUAUCUGCUGCUCCCCGCUCUGUUAGGAGCUCUGACCAUGAAGCAGACAAACCGAGACAAGCGGCUAGAGAUAGUCCAAACAGCCCAGGCGUACUUUAUGGAUUUCUUGAGAAGAUGUAAAGAGUAUAACAUAUCGCGGUUUGAAAUGCCGAAGUCGACGAAUGAAAACACAAGUUCCGACGAAGCAUCAGAAAAUGGAUUCUCUACAGCCACGACUGCCCCCUGCUCGUCAGACCUGAUUUCCAUGGCAGCACAUAGACAAGGUAAGAUUGAGCGGUACCGUCAGAAGAAGGAGCUGGAAACCAGACUGUCGGUUGUUCGGAGAGCUGUGGACAGCGGACAGACCGACGAUGAAGUCAGCAGAGAUUUCUACAUUCUGAAUCUCCAGAGAUGGGUCACUCUUUGUCUGGAGGAAAUAGAAAGCAUUGACCAGGAGAUGGAGAUACUUAAGAAGAUGGAUGGUCUGAAGCAGGGUGCUACGAAGCAGCCAACCCAGCCGGUCAGGCCUCCCAUGAAACCCUUCAUCCUCACCAAGGACGCCGUACAGGCUCAGGUGUUUGGGGCUGGUUACCCAAGCCUUCCCACCAUGACAGUAGAUGACUGGUAUGAACAGCACAGGAAACAUGGAGCCUUGCCUGACCAGGGGUUACCGAGGAAGAUUGCCAUGGAAGAGGACACUGAGGCAAAUGAAAGGGAAGAAGAAGAAAAAGAAAAACAGGCUGAAAAUAAUGAUGAGUCUCUACUGAGAGCCAGAAACUGGGAUGAAUGGAAAGACACUCAUCGCAAAGGUUAUGGAAACCGCCAUAACAUGGGAUAACAGAUCCCAACAUAGUGUGUCCAAACAUACCUGGCUCUGUCUUCAUUUCAAUUCUAAUCAGUCCUGGAAGUGGACGUUCUUCAUAAUUCCGAUCCUUAAAACCAUUGUUAUUUGAAGGUCACCACACCAAGAAACACCACAGCAUCACUAACGCACCUGUUGAGUUAAUUGUUUGGUUUUUCUGCAGAUAGACACUACAGCUGAUUACAUUUUCUGUUGUCAGUCAUUUACAAGGUGGGACUCAACAAUCCUCUGGAAGCACAACCAUGUUUUUGACUGAGCUUCAGUAAAAUUCUACAAUUGGCAUCAUGGCUGGGCUCUAUUCAGUGUGUCUGCUCUCUAGUGUGUGUGUGUACCCCUAACACUGUCAUUUGAAAAUAAAUAGAAUGAUAAACAAUAAGUCCAGAAUAUCUGUUCACAGAGAUGGUAAGAAUCUGUGUAGUCAAUAACAGUAGCAGGAUGUGUGUGUUCUGUUCUGAGACGCCUACAUUCUCAUGAGGCCAAGGAAUGACUCUAUGAUUAAUGAUUUUUCUUAGAGGAAACAUUUAAAGUCACAUGUGACAUGGAAGUUAGAGCAUCUUUACCUUCAGUUAUGUAACAUCUGUCAGAAUGAAGGCGAAUAUGUUGCCGGGUUUACUUACAAUAAGAAUUUGAAUCCUACAGAUGUGAUUGGAUUGUUCAAAUGUGGGUGUGGUUAAGGGAAUAAAGCGGGGGACUAUUGCGCACGACACAUACCCUCCUCACUGUUGUUGUAGAUCAGGAGGAGGAUCAUAUGGGUACAAUAGAGGAAAACAACCACAACCAAGCAUUCUUUGGAAAUGUUAAGAGAGGUUCUAUAUGGUCAGGUAAGGGGGUUGUCUUCAUGAGUAAUCCAAAUACAACAUUUUCCUUCACAGUUAGCUAGUCACCCCAAAUCACAUUUGAUUAGAUAAAAUUAUGUCAUUGAUCCUGACCUCCAUGAUGAUUAUCAAAACAAUUUCUACAUUUACAAGAAAAGAGCACAUGGAUUUUGAUACAGAAAGUGGUCAAAUAAAUCUUUAUUUUUUUUUUUUUACACGCAUUUAGCAUGUGACAUGAGAUACAAUGACUCAGGUUUAGAACUUGGACACUAUUUUCAUGUCACUAAGUUUCAAUCGGAGAAGAGUGAUACGUCAAUAGUGCAGUUAACAUUAAAUUGUUGUCUUGGGAAAGUCUAACACGUGUCAUUAUUUCA
Molecule: messenger RNA, 2293 nt
Organism: Chelmon rostratus (copperband butterflyfish)
Lineage: Eukaryota; Metazoa; Chordata; Actinopteri; Chaetodontiformes; Chaetodontidae
Gene: igbp1
Product: immunoglobulin (CD79A) binding protein 1
Exons: 3
Coding region: 1-1080 (359 amino acids)
Biological process (GO): regulation of signal transduction; regulation of dephosphorylation
Cellular component (GO): cytosol
Molecular function (GO): protein phosphatase 2A binding
Source: RefSeq, a predicted model, not a curated record